Messenger RNA from Zasmidium cellare ATCC 36951, 858 nucleotides. RefSeq lists its product as uncharacterized. The coding region runs from base 1 to 858 and encodes 285 amino acids. Gene Ontology annotation, molecular function: oxidoreductase activity. The transcript is spliced from 5 exons. Lineage: Eukaryota; Fungi; Ascomycota; Dothideomycetes; Mycosphaerellales; Mycosphaerellaceae. The record is from RefSeq and is a predicted model, not a curated record.
AUGGCAUUGAACAUCAACUCGAAAGUGCGUUUGGCAUCGGGACAUGAGAUUCCACUACUUGGAUAUGGUGUGUACCAGACACCAGCAGAUGUAGCAGAAGACGUAACAGAUCACGCCAUCAAGACUGGCUACCGCCAUGUUGAUUCGGCAACAGUCUAUCGCAAUGAGGAACCUUCCGCCAAAGGCAUGCUCAAAGCUGGUAUCCCACGAGACCAGCUCUACUUCACAUCCAAAGUACCACCCAAGGAGAUCAACUACGAGGCUGCCAAGAAGUGUGUCGAUGAGAGCCUGAAGAAGACUGGACUGGACUACAUUGACCUUUACCUACUGCACGCUCCUUACGGCGGCAAAGAAGGUAGAUUGGGAGCGUGGAGAGCGCUUGUUGAGGCGGUCGAUGCUGGCAAAGUCAAGUCGAUUGGUGUGUCGAACUACGGCGUGCAUCAUCUUGACGAGCUGGAGCAGUGGCAGAAGUCGCAACCCAAGGAGAAAGCUGGCAUCCUCAGCGUCAACCAGAUCGAACUCCACCCAUGGCUCGCACGAGCUGAUAUCGUCGACUGGUGUGAGAAGCGCGGUGUCAUCCUCGAAGCCUACUCGCCUCUCGUGAGAGCAACUCGCAUGGACGAUCCCCUUCUGACUCCCCUGAUCAAGAAGUACAACAAAACGGGCUCACAGAUCCUCCUUCGCUGGGGCCUACAAAAGGGCUUCGUGAUCCUCCCCAAGAGCGUCACGAAGAGCCGCAUCGAAGAGAACAAGGGACUCUACGACUUCGAGCUGAGCAAAGAAGACAUGGAGAGCUUGAAGACGGACAAGUAUGAGCCGUGCGCGUGGGACCCUACCAAGGCGCCUUUGAGUCAGUAG